Rotaria sp. Silwood1 is the source of this 1695-nucleotide messenger RNA. Lineage: Eukaryota; Metazoa; Rotifera; Eurotatoria; Philodinida; Philodinidae. The record is from the annotation of a GenBank genome assembly.
AUGGCUUACUUCAACCUUGCUCUUAACCCAAAAGACGCUAUUAAAUCGAAAUCAAGUGGAGGAAAAAGUCCAAUCGACUUGACAAACUUUCAUCCCUCGAAUGGUAAAGCUGUUGGAGACGAUUGGAAUGUUCAACCUGGAGACAUUAUUGCAUGGAGUGACUACAGAGCUGCAAAUACAUAUUUUGUUGAUGAGCAACGUCAUCUAUUAGAGAACCACGAUACUUCUGGUUCAGGCUACUUAACCAUUCCUCUUUCAAUAACUCGACUUUUUCCUUCGGCUUUGAAACAUUACGCAUCAUUACUCGAAAAAGAGUCGUAUAUCGUGGCUGAAAUCGAACUUGGUCCUACUGACGGUAUCUUCGUCGAGAAAUUUGGUUCUCCACUACCAGAAAUGAUUCGUAAUAGAAAUGAUAUUUCGUAUACGGUCAAUCCUGAAGAAUCCACGUUCUAUGUUACAGUUGGUAAAAAUAAAGCUCAUGAAUUUCCACUGGAUGGAACCAAAACAAAAGAUAUUGUUGAUUAUAUAGAAGUUGCAAACGAGAAGAAAGCUGCGUUCAUCGUCACAUAUGAUAUUCAGGGAGAAGAAGCAUACAAGAAAUGGCCAGGUCGUUUAGGCACUAGUUUACUACCUGCUGGAUGGUCAUGUGAUCAGCACGGUUCUUCGUCUGGCGGACAACAUCAUAUAAAGGGCGCAUGGAAACUACAAGGACCGGAAAAAACCAAAGAAGCAGUUGAUAAUCAUAUAGAAAAUUCUGAUUCCGAAUUAGAAACUCAAAAUCAUCAUCAAUAUUCUUGUUCACAAUGUGGAAAAUCAUUUACAACAUUAAGUGGUUUAAAACAACAUAGGCAUAUUCAUUCAUCAAUAAAACCAUUUCAAUGUGAAGUUUGUUUAAAAUCUUAUACACAAUUUUCAAAUCUUUGUCGACAUAAACGAAUGCAUGUUGAGUGUCGAACAAAAGUUAAAUGUAGAUUUUGUGGAGAAAUGUUUUCAAAUAGUACAACACUAAAUAAACAUCGUGGCAUAAUAUCAUCAUCUUCAUCAUUGCAUCCAUCAAUAUUCCUCAAUAAGGAACAGAUCAAUAAUCGUUUCUGGAAUUCAAAUUUACCAUUGUAUCUUCUUCCUUAUCUACCACGUUUAACUUCUACAGAUUUAUUUAUUAAUGGAAGAUUAUCUUCAUUUUUAUUUCCAUUGUCAUUAAAUACAAUUGAACAGGAGACAACAAUAAAUACAAAUGAUGAUAGUAUUCCACUUGAUUUAAGUGUUAAAAAAUCUCCUUCAUGUCGAGAACGUUCUUCAUCAUCAUCAUCAAGUUCAUCUUCACUUUCAUGUGAAAUAAUAAGUUCUCAUUUACUAUUAUCAAAUGAUCAACAAAAACAAAAUACAUCAUUAUCAAACAAAAAAAAAGAUAAACAACAAUUAAUAACACCAAUAAAUCAUUCGAAUUUAUUUCAUAGUCAACAUCAUCAUUUAUCAAUAGAUAAAUCAUAUUAUUUCAAUACUCAAUUAUCAAAUAAAUAUAAAUAUAUAUGUUCUUAUUGUGGAAAAGAUUUUCCUCGUUCAGCAAAUUUAACUCGACAUUUACGAACACAUACAGGCGAACAACCUUAUGGUUGCAAAUAUUGUGAACGAUCUUUUUCCAUAUCAUCGAAUCUUCAACGUCAUAUACGUAAUAUUCAUAAUCGUGACAGAUGA